AUGAAUUCCUCCUAAAAACUAAAGGAAUCUCAGAUUCCUGAAAAGGAGAAAGAUAAAAAUAAGUCCCAAAAAAGCAAAGAGGAUGCCAAAGAGACUCUUAAGAAAAUUGUCGAAUAGGCUCGUUAAGCGAUCCUAGAGAAUAAGCUCAAUGCCACAGAAGAAGUUCACAAAGCCAUGAUAGAAUACAAAGAGAUUUUGGGAGGAGAAAAUAGUGUUCUGCUUCUACCUGGUUUAUUUAUAUAGGCAGAAGGAUACAUAGCAGAAGGCAAAUUGAAAAAAGCCGAAGAAUUUCUGUAGGCUGCUUAUUGGAAUCUUUAUCAAUACAAUAAACCAAAAGAAAAGGGAAGCGAAGAUGGCAACAAAAUGGGCUAAGAUAUUUCAGAAAAGGAGAAUGCAGAAUAUAAUGGUCAGUUGCAUAAAAUAUUUUCAAAACUCUAUUUUGCUUAAAAGGAUUACAAAAAAGCAUUAGCAGAAUUAACGAUUGGAAUUUAUACGGAUUCCUGCAGUUCUGAUCCAGAGCAUCCACAGACAAGUCUGAAUUACUAUUAUAUGGGAUAAAUUUUCUAAUAAAAGAAACAAAUCUCAGAGGCUGAAUAAUUUUAUGCUAAAACUUCCUAAUGUUGGUAUAAAUAUUUAAAGAGAUAUUACCAAUAUGGUACACCAUCUAGUGAAAAUCUUCCAGAAGAAGUCAUUUUCAAGGAGGCUUUACAAGUUCUCAAAUAGAUUGAAGAAUAUUUCAGAAAACACAUUGACGAGAAUAACAUCAAGUUAUACAUUAUACCAAUCACUAACAAUUUGUAAGCAUAAGCCUUUGUUUACAAAAAGUUCAAUAACGAAGAACAAUAUAGACAUUAUAUGGGGUUGGCUUAUCAAGAAUUUCUUAUGCAAUAUGGUGAAAAUCAUAAGAAGACAAAGAAAGUGACAGAAAUUUAGGAAAUUAUUAAAUAAAGGGAAAGAGAUUAUUGA
Messenger RNA from Paramecium tetraurelia, 966 nucleotides. RefSeq lists its product as uncharacterized. The transcript is spliced from 5 exons. The record is from RefSeq and is a predicted model, not a curated record. Lineage: Eukaryota; Ciliophora; Oligohymenophorea; Peniculida; Parameciidae. Gene Ontology annotation, molecular function: protein binding.